This is a messenger RNA of Naegleria lovaniensis, 468 nucleotides long. RefSeq lists its product as uncharacterized. Gene Ontology annotation, molecular function: cullin family protein binding; zinc ion binding; ubiquitin protein ligase activity. The transcript has 2 exons. Gene Ontology annotation, cellular component: cullin-RING ubiquitin ligase complex; nucleus. NCBI's taxonomy places the organism in Eukaryota, Heterolobosea, Eutetramitea, Acrasida, Naegleriidae. The record is from RefSeq and is a predicted model, not a curated record. Gene Ontology annotation, biological process: ubiquitin-dependent protein catabolic process; protein ubiquitination. Bases 1 to 468 code for a protein of 155 amino acids.
AUGUUACAACCCACAGAAUCAACCACCAAAGACAACAAUAGUCACAACUCAACUGAUCCCGAAUCAAAACAAGAACUCCCAAGUAACGAGGAUGACGAUACCAAAACACAACUCAUUUCAGCAGCCAAAUACAAAGCAAAAUUAUUGCUCUCUCGAAAAUCUAAACAACAAUCAUCAAACACGAUUCCAUCAAAAAACAGGAAUUUAUUUAAAGUCAAGUUAUGGAAAUCAGUUGCUUUAUCCUCAUGGGAUGGUUGUAAUUGUUGCAACUUCUGUCCCAUCUGCAAAUAUUCAUUAUUCACUUGUUGUAUCGAUUGUUCGGCUCGCCAUCCUGCUGAUGUUGGCGAUUGCCAAGCAGCGUGGGGAACUUGUUGUCAUGUAUUUCACAUGCAUUGCAUUUUGAAAUGGUUGAAAUUUCAUCCCGUUUGUCCAUUAUGUAAUAAUCAUUGGCAGUUCCAAACUCAUUAA